This is a messenger RNA of Lolium perenne, 411 nucleotides long. Its product is annotated as auxin-responsive protein SAUR36-like. The record is from RefSeq and is a predicted model, not a curated record. Lineage: Eukaryota; Viridiplantae; Streptophyta; Magnoliopsida; Poales; Poaceae. Gene Ontology annotation, biological process: response to auxin.
AUGAUCCAUCCAAAGAAGCUUGCUCAGCUGGCCAAGAAGUGGCAGAGGAAGGUCGCAUCUGGAGCUGGUGGCCAGCAAGCUGACGAGUGCUGCAGCACAGUCGCUGACAAGGGCCAUUGUGUGGUGUACACUGCCGACGGGGCACGGUUCGAGGUCCAGCUGGCAUACCUUGGUACAACGGUAUUCGGCGAACUCCUGAGGAUGUCCGGGGAGGAGUUUGGCUUCACGAACAGCGAGGGAGGCAGGAUCACUCUGCCAUGCGAUACCGUGAUUAUGGAGUAUGUCUUGUGCUUGGUCAGGAGAGACGCCUCCAAGGAGGUCGAGAGGGCGUUCUUGAGCUCCAUUGCUGGGCACUGCCAUGGCCAAGAUGCACCGAUGGGACUCGCCCAUCAAUUGAUUCUUUGUACUUAG